AUGUCUUAUAUUUUACAGGAAUAAGACAAAAUGGAAGCCGGGCUGGAGUCCCUCGGUGCCGAUGGUGCCACAAGUGUAAUGCACGCUUUAAGUCAGCCCGCGAGCAAUUACGGAAAUUCCGCGGACGUUGAAGCAUUAUGGUGUUUAGCCGCGGUCAAGUUUUCUGAACUACACUUCGACAUUAUCGCCAGCGUUGAUGCGAAGCUGCUCCGAUUAACGCCCUACGACGAUAUCAUUGCUGAGCAUUUUCGCAGCUGGUUCCCGAAGCUGAACGUGGUGAAGUUGAGGGUUCAGGAGCUGCAUGACAUGGAGGAGAAGCGGAAAUGGAAUCGUUUCUGCGAAGCUUACAAGUUUUACGCCGACUUCAAUUUUUGCACCUUGCUUCGCGUGGAUGCGACGCAAGGUUACACAGAAGAGAACACGGUUCUCGUUCCCAGGAUCCAGUUCUAUGCCAUUGAGAUAGAACGGAACCGAACGGGUGCCAAUGACGUCGUCCGACACCGUGAAGGCAUGUGUAUAAGUUGUUCUUCGUUGCAGGAAACAGAAGCUUCAGAGAAAGGCGACGGUUAAGAAGUGUCUUUUGGUGUGUUUUGCUAUGAUUUUUACCUUGUUUUCCCGAAAAUUUCCAUGCAUGUUUUCAUCAGAGCGUAAUCAGGACUUCUUUUCAAUUUUUUUUAUCAUGUUCGUAUAAAAACAAUGUAUCGAUCUUGAAGAGGCAGUAAGGUAAUUCUGGGUGAUGAAUGAAGGUAGUUUUAACUCUCUUAGAGUUACAAGUGGAAUACCUCUGGAAAUCCUGUUUUCAUCGCUAUUUUUUCUUCAUUAGCAUAGACUUUUUAUUUCUGAGAAACUUGAAUUUGAUACACUGUUCGUCGAUGAAUACAUCGGCAAAAACCGAAUUUCCUUUUUAAAACACAAAUUGGAUUGCUAUUUAAUUUUCUGCAUUCCUGUGGGUGAUGAAUGUGCAGGUACAGUAUAAGAAUUUGAGGUACACUCGAUGUCUGAAUCUCGGUCAUCGGGGAAAAAAUUCAAUUAGUGUAUGUGCUAGACUAUAACGGGAAGUUCAUUUAUUGUUCGUUGUCAUAGCAUGAUCUAAAUAUUUUAUUCUUCUUGGUGGUAAAAUCUUAACUUGGGCUGAACCAUCCGUAUGAGAACAUUUUAAUGAUUUCGAGGGGUCCUCUUUUUUUCGGGUAGGACUUGAAUGGUGCACGUGAUUGAAUUGUUGAACGAAGCCUGCUGAGGCGUAUAUUUUGACAGAGUGAGAUUUUCGGGGAAAUUCGGUAUUUUUAAGUUGAAUGCGGUUUUUCGUUUUAUUCAUGUACGUUCGUCAACGUUACUUGGUUCAUUAGUUCUUCCAGAAAACAAUGGAAGUUGAUACGAACGAUGCAGUGCGUGUUUUGGUUCAGUUCAAAUCGGAGGCUGGGGAACCCACGGGGGCACCUUUUGACCUUCCGUUGAACAUAACGGUUGAUAAAUUGAAUCUCCUUUGCUGCGCAUUUUUACAGAAGGAGGAAGUUGUACCUUACAGUUUCUUUGUGGACGAUGAAGAGAUCGUGACGAGUUUGCACAAGGCUCUCUCGGGGAAAGACUUGGAUCAUGAGAAGGUUUUGGACAUAAUUUAUCAGCCGCAAGCCAUAUUCAGAGUUAGAGCUGUUACACGUUGCAGCAGUUCUUUACCAGGCCAUGCUGAAGCUGUAGUAUCGGCCUCAUUUAGUCCCGAAGGACGAUUCCUAGCAUCAGGUUCUGGAGACACCACAGUGAGAUUCUGGGAUGUUGAUACAGAACUCCCGUUGCACGUCGGAAGAGGACAUCAAAAUUGGGUUUUGUGUAUCGCAUGGUCUCCGAAUGGCAAGAAGUUGGCUUCUGGAGAUAAAUCGGGGAAGGUGAUUUUGUGGGAUGCGGAAACUGGAAAUGCAAUCGGGAAGCCGUUGAACGCGCAUGAUAAAUGGAUCACCUGCAUUGUAUGGGAACCACUGCUGACGAAUGCAGAAUGUCGAAGAUUCGCUACCAGCAGUAAAGACACGCGAAUAAAGAUAUGGGAUGCGGUUCUGCGCCAGGUUCUUCUGACAUUGACUGGACAUACUGGUGGAAUUUCAAGUUUACGCUGGGGCGGAACCGGUUUGAUUUAUUCUGGCUCUCAGGACAAAACAGUGAAAGUUUGGAGAGCGUCGGAUGGGGUGAUGUGUCGGACAUUAGAAGGACACGCACAUUGGGUGAACACGUUGGCACUGAACACCGAUUAUGUAUUACGCACUGGCCCGUUCGAUCCUGCAAAAGCAGAAUUGGUUUAUCGAGAACUGAAGGGAUCAGCUUCAGAAAUUGCGGAAAGGGCGAAGAAGAGAUACGACGAUAUGAUCACCGCACUUGGAGGUGGCGGAGAACGAUUGGUAUCAGGUUCAGAUGAUUUUACACUUAUUCUCUGGGAACCUGAAAACUCUAAGAAAAUGAUCGGAAGGCUAACUGGACACGUUCAAUUAGUCAACGACAUCAAAUUUUCCCCGGAUGGCCGACUAAUGGCCUCUGCAUCAUUUGAUAAAUCGAUCAAGAUUUGGGAUGGAAGGACUGGCAAAUUCUUGUCAACAUUGAGAGGACAUGUUCAAGCUGUACAUCAAAUUGCGUGGUCUGCGGAUUCCCGGCUCCUGGUUAGUGGCAGUGCAGAUUCAACGUUGAAGGUGUGGGCCGCAUACCAAAUCGCGAAAACGAAUUUUAAUAAAGAAGGGGGUCGUGGAUUGUUGUACGACCUUCCUGGGCACGCUGACUCGGUUUAUGCUGUGGACUGGGCGCCCGACGGUCAACGGGUCGUGUCCGGGGGCAAGGAUAAAGUGUUGAAAAUUUGGCGAAGAUGAGCUGAAUGUUCCUUCGCGUUGCGACUUUGAAGUUUGAAAACACGACUUCAUUGGUGAAAUGUU
Messenger RNA from Notodromas monacha, 2906 nucleotides. The record is from the annotation of a GenBank genome assembly. Lineage: Eukaryota; Metazoa; Arthropoda; Ostracoda; Podocopida; Cyprididae.